Molecule: messenger RNA, 1322 nt
Organism: Apodemus sylvaticus (European woodmouse)
Lineage: Eukaryota; Metazoa; Chordata; Mammalia; Rodentia; Muridae
Product: cytoplasmic protein NCK2-like
Exons: 3
Coding region: 136-435 (99 amino acids)
Biological process (GO): regulation of Rho protein signal transduction; Rho protein signal transduction
Cellular component (GO): plasma membrane
Molecular function (GO): actin binding
Source: RefSeq, a predicted model, not a curated record
GAACACCAGAAAAACUCUGCUUCCAAGUGAAGAAUAGUAAAUGAAGCCGUGGGUUUGUGGAAAGCGCCUUCUGGUGAAUUUGCACCCCAGAUCCUCUGCUUUCUAACUUGUGAACUUAGAAGGACUCAUUGAAAGAUGACAGAAGAAGUCAUUGUCAUAGCCAAGUGGGACUAUACUGCCCAGCAGGACCAGGAGCUCGACAUCAGGAAGAAUGAGCGGUUGUGGCUGCUGGAUGACUCCAAGACUUGGUGGCGGGUGAGAAAUGCAGCCAACAGGACAGGCUAUGUGCCUUCCAACUACGUGGAGCGUAAGAACAGCCUGAAGAAGGGCUCCCUGGUGAAGAAUCUCAAGGACACGCUAGUUGCUAAUGGAGUGCAAUCCACUCCUGAAAUCUGGAAAAGGGCAGGCCUAGACCAGAAGCACACUUUAACCUGAGGAGGGGUAAGACUCCCUGGCCAAUCAAGUCUGCUGGCAGAGUCAGACAAAGAGGUGAGAUCUUCCGGGAGGCUUUCUGUGUCUUCACUGUGGCUGUGCAGCUUGAACUGUUCUCCGCAUCCUGCUUUGAGCUCUACUGUUGGGUGCUGUGAGGGGACCUCAGGGAAGCUCUGAAAUCAAGACCUCAUGAGCACAGGAUAUCUGCCCAAAAUCGGGAGGAGCACACUGCUGAUCUGUAUGCACUGGGUUGGUGGGUCCUCUAUGGAGUUGGAUGGGAAACAUCAGCGAGAUGUGACUACAUGUGAGGUUUCUAGAUGUGCUUCUUACUUGUUAGUUCAGACAAUGACCUCUUAAUAACUUCAGUAUCAUUGCUGAUUGUAAUUCUGUCCAAAACAUCUGGACCAGUUGCUUUGUUGUAAGUGCAUGGGUGGUUUCUGGGACUAUGCAGCGCCUGUGGCCAUAUCUGUGUGUCUUUUAUAAUAUACAUUAAUAUGGCAGGAAUAGGCCUUGACAGACAGCUCACAGGUUAAGAACUCUGGCUGUUCUUACACAGGUCAUGAGAGUUCAAUUCUUAGCAAUCACAUGGUGGCUCACAUCUAUAUGUAAUGUGAUCUGGUGCCCUCUUCUGGUCUGUAGGAAUACCUGCAGGGAAAACAUUGUAUAAGUAAUUAAUUGAUUCCUUAAAAAAAGAAGGCAGUUUUGAAUCUAAUAGUUCUGAUUUCAUACAUUACAACUUUUUGUUUAGUUUAUUUAAUAUUUUUCUGCUGUAGUUUUUUUUAUAUUUCUUUAAUACAUAUGUGUAGUGUGUUGAGUAUUAUGUGGCAAAGGGACUCUUUCCCUAUCUGUUUUGUAUUUUUGAUGCUUGUUGUUCACUAACAUGCACCUUC